Molecule: messenger RNA, 525 nt
Organism: Aspergillus ruber CBS 135680
Lineage: Eukaryota; Fungi; Ascomycota; Eurotiomycetes; Eurotiales; Aspergillaceae
Gene: cyp4
Product: peptidyl-prolyl cis-trans isomerase
Exons: 4
Coding region: 1-525 (174 amino acids)
Biological process (GO): protein peptidyl-prolyl isomerization; protein folding
Molecular function (GO): peptidyl-prolyl cis-trans isomerase activity
Source: RefSeq, a predicted model, not a curated record
AUGGCUCAGAACACCCGUGCUUUCUUCGACGUCCAGUACGCCCCUGUGGGCUCUAGCACCCCCAAGACUGGCCGCAUCGUCUUCAACCUCUUCGACAGCGUUGUCCCCAAGACCGCUGCCAACUUCCGUGAUCUCUGCAAGGCUGCCCCCGGCCAGGGUUACAAGGGCUCUGGCUUCCACCGUAUCAUCCCCCAGUUCAUGCUUCAGGGCGGUGACUUCACCCGCGGCAACGGUACCGGUGGCCGCUCCAUCUACGGUGAGAAGUUCGCCGACGAAAACUUCCAGCUCAAGCACGACAAGCCUGGUCUCCUCUCCAUGGCCAACGCUGGUCCUAACACCAACGGCUCUCAGUUUUUCAUCACCACCGUUGUGACCUCUUGGUUGGACGGCAAGCACGUUGUCUUCGGUGAGGUCGCUGACAGUGACUCCUACAAGGUCGUCAAGGAGAUUGAGGCUCUUGGCAGCAGCACCGGCUCUGUCCGCUCUGCUGUCAAGCCCACCAUUGUCGACUCUGGUUCGCUCUAA